This is a messenger RNA of Protopterus annectens (West African lungfish), 2618 nucleotides long. RefSeq names its product zinc finger protein 271-like. The coding region runs from base 131 to 2314 and encodes 727 amino acids. The transcript has 4 exons. Gene Ontology annotation, biological process: regulation of DNA-templated transcription. Lineage: Eukaryota; Metazoa; Chordata; Ceratodontiformes; Protopteridae. The record is from RefSeq and is a predicted model, not a curated record.
AAAGUUGAGACAACUUUGGCUGUUGAGCACAGAAUUACUUAGAUUUUUUUUCUUUUUUGUGAUUGUUGUCACUCAUCUGAUAACCCUUACAGUCGUUAGUUUCUUGAUUUCUUCAACAGUGUGAGUCAUCAUGAAGCUGGAGGUGCCAAAUAACUUUGAAGAUGUUGCCGUUGAGUUUUCAAGUGAGGAGUGGAAGAUGCUGAGUGAACAUGACAAAGAGUUACACCGGGAGGUGAUGGUACAGAACUAUGAGAACAUGAUUUCUUUAGGUUAUAACAUCCCGUUGUGCGAACUUUUGUUACUUACUGAGAAAAAUGAAACUAUUCAUUCUGCCGAUACUGAGGGAAGAGCAACAUUGCAACAAAAACAACUUCCUGGUAACAGAACUAGCAUCAACAGGAGUGGAGAGUUCAGUGUCAUCCAGAGUCUGCAGUCAUCCUAUGGUAAAUUCUGGGAUACAGAAUGUAACAGAGCUCUGCCUGAUGAGACAUUUAUAACAAGGCAAGACCCACUGAAGACAGAAACUCGACAUGGUAACUGUAGGCAAAGUAAUGAGGACUUUGCCAUGAAAACUGAACUAGAAAAGGAUCUGCAAAUUGAAGUAGAGGAAAUGCCAUGCAGCUGGCUUAACCAUAGAAACAGUCUAAUAUUUUAUAGUAAACGUGUAACCGAUCAUCUAAGUGACAGUGAGGAAAGGCAAAAGAAUUCCUCCCCAGCACGUAAACAAGUACUCAUUAAGCAGGCUUUAUAUAAAGGUGUUAUGAAUGCCAAAGGAUUUUCAGAUAGAAAAAAUUUAACACUGCAGAAGAUCAGUCAUACUGGUCAGAAUCCCUUUACUGCUUGUGAUAAAAACUUUACACAGAAUAAUGACAGGGCAAUACUUCAGAAUGUCCACGUUCGGCAAAAGCAUAAUCAGAGUAUCCACACUAGCCUAAAACCCUAUAAAUGUACCACGUGUGACAAGAGCUUUGUGCACAAAGGCAGCAUGUUGAUUCAUCAGAUACACUGUGGGCAGAAGCCAUAUAAAUGUUCCGUGUGUGACAAGAGUUUUGUACAGAAGAAUCGAAUGCUGAGACAUCAGUAUAUCCAUAGUGAACAGAAACCAUAUAAAUGUACCAUGUGUGAAAAGAGUUUUAUACAGAAGAACGAACUGGCACUUCAUCAGAAGAUGCAUGCAGGGCAGAAACCAUAUAAAUGUGCAAUUUGUGACAAGAGUUUUUUACACAAAAAAAGUUUGGUGUUUCAUCAGAGGCUCCACAGUGGGCAGAAGCCAUAUAAAUGCAUCAUGUGUGACAAGAGUUUUGUAAGGAAGAGUCAAUUGGUACUUCAUCAAAAAAUGCACUCUGGGCAGAAACCAUAUAAAUGUAUGAUGUGUGACAAGAGUUUUUUUAGUAAGAGUCAGUUGGUGAAACAUCAGUAUAUUCAUAGUGGGAAGAAGCGUUAUAAAUGUACAAUUUGUGAUAAGAGUUUUGUAUAUAAGUAUAUCUUGGAGAUGCAUCAGUAUUCCCAUAGUGAGCAGAAGCCAUAUAAAUGCACCAUGUGUGACAAGAGUUUUGUAAGGGAGAAUUACUUAAUGAUACAUAACUAUACCCACAGUGAGCAGAAGCCGUAUAAAUGCACCAUGUGUGACAAGAGUUUUAUAAGGAAGAAUCAUUUGAUAAUACAUAACUAUACCCACAGUGGGCAGAAGCCAUAUAAAUGCACCAUGUGUGACAAAAGUUUUGUGCAGAAGAGUCGACUAGUAUACCAUCAGAAUGUGCAUACUGGGCAGAAACCUUAUAAAUGUACCACGUGUGACAAGAGUUUUGCAUCAGGAAGAAGCUUGGUGACUCAUUCGAGGGUGCACUCUGGGGAGAAGCAGUAUAAAUGCACCAUGUGUGACAAGAGUUUUGUGGAGAAGAGUCGACUGGUAUACCAUCAGAAUGUGCAUACUGGGCAGAAACCUUAUAAAUGCACCAUGUGUGACAAGAGUUUUGCAUCCAGAAGCAGCUUGGUGAUUCAUCAGAGGCUGCACUCUGGGCAAAAGCAGUAUAAAUGCACCAUGUGUGAUAAAAGUUUUUUGCAGAAGAGGCAAUUGGUAUACCAUCAGAACAUGCAUACUGGGCAGAAACCAUAUAAAUGUACCAUGUGUGACAAGAGUUUUGCGUACGGAAACACCUUGGUGACUCAUCAGAGGCUGCACUCUGGGCAGAAGCAGUAUAAAUGCACUGUGUGUGAUAAGAGUUUUGUGCAAAAGAGCUUACUAGUUCUUCAUCAGAAGAUGCACACUGGGUCUGAAUGGAGCGAUGAUAAAUCAGCAAGAAAAGGAGAGUAGUAUUGUUUUAAUGUAAUUCAUCCUCAAGUCUUGGUGAGUACCUUCAACAGUUGAACCCUGUUUUUCAAAAAAUGUCACCAAGAUGACACUGAUAAAUAGACUGUAUUUUAUAUAGCAUAUAUCUUGCACAGAAGUAGGUUAAAAAUAAAAAAAAAGAUAGCUAGGUGUACAAGACCCAGGACAAAAAAUGUGCCCAUUUCUGGUAGGCACACUGGGGUCAGGACUGGAAAAAGUGACAGUAUAGAAUCCUCAAAGCAUGAAAACAUUCCUACAAUGGGGUUAGGCCAGGUUCAGGGGGAGGAUG